AUGUCCAUCUACUCUGAGCCCCCGGCGCUGCGAGACUUUUCCGAGGACAAGCCCACGCUGCUUGUCUGCUGGUGGGCCACAAUCUUCUGCGCCAUUAUGAUCCUGUUUCGCAUCGCCGGCCGUUUUAUCCGAACCGAAAGGCUCUUCGCCGAAGACAAGUUCGCCGCCGUCGCCCUCAUUCCCUUGUUUCUGCGUAUGGGAUGCAUCCACUUUAUCCUCGUCAACGGCACUAACAACGCCGACUUCACCGGAGUCACUCUUACCCCCGAAGAGCUGCACAAAAAAUCCGUAGCUAGCGGCCUCGUUCUCCUCAGCCGCAUACUCUAUGCCGCAACACUAUGGAUCCUCAAGGGCACUGUUCUCGAGUUUCUCAGGCGAAUCACCGACCUGUCAUGGCAACAAUCACAAAAGUACACGCUAAUCGCCAUUCGAUGGGCCCUGGGCCUCACCUUCAUUGCCGUUGUCAUUAGCGAUCUCGUCGAGUGCAAUCCCUUCAGGCAUUACUGGCAAGUCUUGCCCGACCCCGGCGGUCAGUGUCGCCAGGGCUAUGUCCAGCUUAUCACCAUGGCCACCUGCAAUAUCCUAACCGACCUGAUGCUCGUCAUCUUCCCCAUUCCCAUCAUCGUCCAGAGCCACAUGCCGCUUCGCAGAAAGAUCCAGCUCCUCAUUCUCUUCUCCCUCAACUUGUCUGUCGUGGCGGUAACCCUCUACAGGGUUCCCCGUAUCAUCGAUGUCAACGGCCGACAGCAGUACCGAUCGCUCUUGGCGUCAGUCGAGUUGAUUUUUGCCACGGCGUCGGCAAAUGCGCUUGUUCUGGGCUCAUUCGUCCGAGACAGAGGUGUCAAGAAGCAGAAGCCCAGGCGAUCGUCAACCGCUGCCGAGUCAUUCGAACGCUCCAACACCAUCCGACGGCCAACCAUGCACAGGCAGUGGGGUAGCGAUGAAGACUUGGUAAGGGAUGUUGGCCUGGCCGUUGAGCCUGAGCUCCGAGAGCAACCAGACAGCCCGUCGUCCGAUCUUUACGCGCCUAUCCAGCCGAUGAGUUCUAUCGGCCGUGACCCCCAACGGCAGUGGGAGCAGCAGCAACGAGAAGAGGGUGCUCAAGAUAGCGCCCAGGAGAGUGCACAGGCGAGCCAGGACUUGUUAAUCUACAAGACUGAAUCUCAGCACGAGUCCAGAAAAAUGUCACUGUUUGAUGUCGGCGGUCUUCUCGAAGACGGAGCCGGCACAAGCAGCGGGAGUUUCCGAAGAGGGAGCAGCUUUACCUCGUCCUCCCAAGAAGCAAGCUCCUCUCAAGCCCCUCCAGCAUCCCGAAAAGCUAGCACGAACGGCGUUCGCCGUGGCUCAACAGCUCUGUUGCAGGAUCUGGGCGGUCUUCUAGGCCCCUUGAACUCAAAGUCGUCGGUGCGUUCCAAACACAGAACUGGCACCGAACUGCAACCCAUCCCGCAGUCUCAUCAGGAGCAUCAUGCAUCCCGAAGCGAAGCGUCAGAUCUCGUACUCAUGGACCCUGGUGGCCUGUUACGAUCAUGA
Molecule: messenger RNA, 1533 nt
Organism: Trichoderma virens Gv29-8
Lineage: Eukaryota; Fungi; Ascomycota; Sordariomycetes; Hypocreales; Hypocreaceae
Exons: 2
Coding region: 1-1533 (510 amino acids)
Source: RefSeq, a predicted model, not a curated record